Messenger RNA from Acaulospora colombiana, 1083 nucleotides. NCBI's taxonomy places the organism in Eukaryota, Fungi, Glomeromycota, Glomeromycetes, Diversisporales, Acaulosporaceae. The record is from the annotation of a GenBank genome assembly.
AUGCUGACGAGAAGAAACAAGGGUUCCAACAAUCCCAAUCUGAUAAAGUUGAAAGAUGAGUACGAGCAGGUACCGCUCGGUGACUUGGAUGAAAAUGGUAAAACCUAUAAGCCACUACGGUCUCACGGGAACAAGCGCGAAUUCUACUUUGACGUACAUCCGCCAUUGGGAAAAAUGAUUGUCAGUCUUGCGGGUUUUUUGGCUGGAUAUAACGGAUCAUUCGACUUUGAGUCUGGUUCCAAAUAUCCUGAAGAUGUGAACUAUACGUUCAUGAGGAUAUUUUUGGCCUCAUUUGGUGCUUGGAUGGCCCCUUUGUCGUAUUUUACUGCAAUCGAGUUGGAUUUCUCUCGAAAUUCUACUGGGCCGGGCGAUUCUCAGAUGAGUUCACUUUUUCAGGCCCAUCUUAAUGGCAAUAUUUUCCACAAAAACCCUCUGGAGUUGGCAUACGACUCGAGGUUCACCCUUAAGAACAAGGGCUUUGGAGGUGGCCUUUUACACUCCCAUAUACAAACUUAUCCUAAAGGAUCGGAACAACAACAAGUUACAUGCUAUCAUCACGGAGAUGAGAACAAUGAUUGGAUCAUUAAAAAAGUUCGUGAGGCGCCGCCAUCUGAUAAUGAAACUGAGGUUGAAUUUAUAAAAAAUAAAGAGGAGGUUCGUUUAUUACAUGCUAAAUCUGGAAGGAACCUCCAUUCUCAUCGAGUAAAUGCACCUGUUACAAAGUCCCAAUGGGAGGUUAGCUGCUAUGGAAAUGAUACUAUAGGUGACAAAAAUGAUUACUGGAUUAUUGAAGUGUAUGAUGAUACUUACCCCGAUACCGAUAGAAUUCGCUCAUUGACCACUACUUUACGACUCCGACAUUCUGUUCUCGCACUCUACUUCUCCAUCCUGAUGGCAGGAUUCAUGAUGGACCAUCUUACUUCAAACCUCAAACAAAAAACAAGAACGAUAAUAUUUGGAAUAAGUUAUGUGUUGGUCAUCGGUGUAUUCCUAUUUUUCAAAGACAUAGCAUUUGGAAUAGACUAUCCCGCAAAGGAUUAUAAAGGUAGAAAAUGGCUUUCUACUUGGAACAUUGUGGACUAG